AUGGAGGACCACCUCAACCUACUCUUCGCCUUCAUGGAGGGCAAGGACAUCACCAGGCUCAUCGCCACGGGUUGGGAGCAGCUCGCCUAUGCGUGCUCUGGAGCCGCCGACGCCGUGGUCACUGCUGCUGCCGCUGCCGCUACCAAGGGUGAGGAGGAGGCCAAGAAGGAGGAGGAUGAGGAGGACGUCGGCAUCGUUCGCCGUCGCACCCACGCUGUCGCCGUCAGCGUCGCCCUCCCAUCACAAGCCGCGACUGCCCUCGUCCGUCACACGUGUGUGAUCUAG
Messenger RNA from Miscanthus lutarioriparius, 285 nucleotides. NCBI's taxonomy places the organism in Eukaryota, Viridiplantae, Streptophyta, Magnoliopsida, Poales, Poaceae. The record is from the annotation of a GenBank genome assembly.